AUGGCCAACGUUGGCGUGUACACGCUCCAAGUCACCCAGUCGUGGCGAGGCAAAGACGCUUACGGCAACAUCUUUCCUCUCCACUGGGCUCUGACAAUCAGGACCUCUGGCUCCGACGCCCGUCCCAUCGGCAAGAUCUAUAACGCCGCGGGGAACAUCGACACCUUCUUCUACGAAACCCUCUCUGAUGCGCCUCUCACAAACAGCAAUUGGAGGGGCGAUCUCAAAGUCGGCAAUAUUCCCGCGGAUGCCCUGCCAGCCAUGGAGCGCAUCCUUGAGGGGGAGGUUCCCGUUGUUCGCAACAAUUACAAUUGGAAUUGCCAGAACUGGGUUUGGUCUGCCCUCCGCAGACUCCGACAGAAAGGUUUCAAUAUAUCUCCCACGACAUGGGACUCACUUGUCUCUGACAUGAAUUCACUUUUGGAUGCUUGGGAGUCGGGCGAUAUAUAG
This is a messenger RNA of Fibroporia radiculosa, 450 nucleotides long. RefSeq lists its product as uncharacterized. NCBI's taxonomy places the organism in Eukaryota, Fungi, Basidiomycota, Agaricomycetes, Polyporales, Fibroporiaceae. The record is from RefSeq and is a predicted model, not a curated record. The transcript has a single exon. The coding region runs from base 1 to 450 and encodes 149 amino acids.